Pygoscelis adeliae (Adelie penguin) is the source of this 324-nucleotide messenger RNA. Its product is annotated as nicotinamide N-methyltransferase-like. The transcript has a single exon. Lineage: Eukaryota; Metazoa; Chordata; Aves; Sphenisciformes; Spheniscidae. Gene Ontology annotation, molecular function: N-methyltransferase activity. Gene Ontology annotation, cellular component: cytosol. The record is from RefSeq and is a predicted model, not a curated record. The annotation marks the transcript as partial.
AUGAAGGCUCGUUGUUUACUUGCUAGGGAGAAGUGGGCUGAGAAAGAGGAGAAACUGAGAAAGAAGGUGAGGCAGGUUCUGAAGUGCGACGUGACCAAAGCCAACCCCGUGGACCCCGUGUCCCUGCCUCCUGCCGACUGCGUCCUCUCCACCCUCUGCUUGGAGGCCGCCUGCAAGGACCCGGCCACCUUCCGCAGCACCCUGAGAAACGUCGGUGCCCUCGUGAAGCCGGGGGGGCACCUGGUGAUGGUGACCGUCCUCCGGGAAACCUACUACGCCUUCAACAAGCAGGUUUUCUCGUGCCUCCGCCUGGAGAGAAACGAG